AUGUACGGUUCUUUUGAUGCUAAGAGAUGUAACUUUAAAAUGAAUUUUCCAUUCAGAAGCUUACACGAGGACUUCGCAACUUCUCAAAUGGAAAUCCUCAGGUGUCCAUUUUUUAGAAACAUUAAUGAGCCUACAAACUUUUCUUUCUCGUCAGCCAUGUCCUUUCCAUUGCCGGUACGAGGAGCAAAUGGUCCGAUUUUUGAAGACGGGCCAAAUUUUGACAUGGCAUUCAGGCUUUUCCAUGGACGCGAUGGAGUAGUUCCGCUGUCAGAACAAUCUUCCUUGCAUGCUAAGAAGGCAGAGUCUGAAACAGCCCCACCCAAGUUCAAUCCAUUGGCUGCAAAGGCAACCACCAUUAGUCUCUCAUCCUUCGGACCAGGAGGGCCCUUCAGUUUCGAUGCAAAUCAUUUUAGGACCGAGUAUUAA
Molecule: messenger RNA, 426 nt
Organism: Hibiscus syriacus
Lineage: Eukaryota; Viridiplantae; Streptophyta; Magnoliopsida; Malvales; Malvaceae
Exons: 3
Coding region: 1-426 (141 amino acids)
Cellular component (GO): chloroplast
Source: RefSeq, a predicted model, not a curated record